GGGCUCUUCAAAGGACUAAAAGCUAAAGGUGAGGAUGGAUUAAUUCAACAAGUCCUAGUCGUGCGCCCUGGUGAGUGCCGGACCCUGCUCCCCGCGAGGGGACCCAUGAGUGACCCUCACCACGAUCCCUGCCCUGGUGGAGCCCCCGUGCGGGAUACAGGAUCCGAAGAUGGCAGCGGAAGUUCCUCAGCGGCCUCAAAAGUGACUGGGCAGAGUGGGCACAGGCUCCCUCACUGGGUGAAGGAGGCGCAAAGAACGGGAAGAGCCAUCCCGGUAGCCCACCGGGUGUUCAGCUUCCCUUGGGCCCCCAGGCGGUUCAGGUCCGGGUCGGGGCCGGGGCGUUUCCGGGGGUUUCUGAUGCAGGCUAGGGGUAAGGUCGUCCUGGUUCCAGAAUCUCCCAACCUGCGGGUCUCCAAUGAGACCAACACGAUUCACCGCUCUAAUCUCUCCAGUUUUUCAAAGCCUUGCACACUUGUACUGUCCGGUGGGCUCUGAGGAUGGGAGGGUUGGGGAGUGUUUGGUGAGUGCACCCUUCCUAUAGCUCCCAGAAGAAAGUACACUACCUGUCUCUGUGGCACAAGCGGUUAGCGCGUUCGGCUGUUAAUCUAAAGGUUGGUGGUUAGAGCCCACUGAGGGACGCCUGCUCCAGAUUUUUUUUUUUUUUUUUUUUUCUGAGACAGAGUCUUGCUCUGUAGCCAGGCUGGAGUGCAGUGGCGCGAUCUCGGCUCACUGCCACCUCGGCCUCCCGGGUUCAAGCGAUUGCCCUGCCUCAGCCUCCCGAGUAGCUGAGAAUACAGGCACGCGCCACCGCGCCCGGCUAUUGUUUUGUAUUUUAGUAGAGACAGAGGUUUCACCUUAUUGGCUAGGAUGGUCUCGAUCAGCUGACCUCGUGAUCCGCCCCCCUUGGCCUCCCAAAGUGCUGGGAUUACAGGUGUGAGCCACCGCGCUGGGCCCUGCCGCCUGCUCCAGCUUUUAAAGCGUUCAUGCAUUAUCAAUCACUAGAUAAAUGGCGGAGAUUAUAUCUUCCCAGAGUCCUAAGCCACUACGGUUGUGUCUCUGUGGCACAAUCAGUUGUCGCAUCCAAAAGUCCUAGCUAACUUCUAUUUUUUGUAGAGAAAGAGUUUCAUUAUGUUGCCCAUGCUGGUCCCCAAACUCCUGGGCUCAGGAACCUCCGAGGUCUCCCAAAGUGCUAGCAUUACAGGCAUGAGCCACUGCACCGGGCCUUAUAUAAUGCUUCUAAUUUCAGCACAUUUAGCAAACUUAUCUUCUGUGGGAAAGGUACCAAAUCACAUUCCAAUUUAUUUCUCAACUCUAAUAAUGUCCCUUUCUUCAUUUACUUGCUGACACAACAAAUUUUCUCCCUUCCCCUACUUUUUGUUUUGAGACUAGGUGUCACUCUGUCACCCAAGAUGGAGUGC
Nomascus leucogenys (northern white-cheeked gibbon) is the source of this 1418-nucleotide messenger RNA. RefSeq lists its product as uncharacterized. Bases 106 to 495 code for a protein of 129 amino acids. The record is from RefSeq and is a predicted model, not a curated record. The transcript has a single exon. NCBI's taxonomy places the organism in Eukaryota, Metazoa, Chordata, Mammalia, Primates, Hylobatidae.